UCUCCCCCCUUUGCAAUUUGCAUCUCGAUAACAAAAGCCACCAAAGUUUCCGUUGUGAUAGUUCCAAGGUACAAAAGCUGCACUGGCGAGACAGAGCAGUCAAACUGCUCAGCUUGUACCACUGCGCAGCUAGUCAUGGCACCCUUCAGUACUUUACUUCUUCAGCUACUCCUCUUCACUGGUAAGAGCUCAGCUUUAGGUAAUAACUAAUCUCUAAUGUGGAUGAAGGGCAAGGCUCGGACUCUAGACGGUGCUGCUGCAAGUGGUAUAGUGGGUGGUAGGGUCGCCAAGCCCCAUUCCAGACCCUACAUGGUGUCACUGCAGAUUGGAAAAUCGCAUACUUGUGGGGGCAUACUCGUUCGGAAGGACUUCGUUCUAACCUCAGCACAUUGCAAACACCCUGCCCUGGUGGCGGUACUUGGAGCACAUAACAUAACCAAGGCCGAGAAAAGCCAGCAAAGGAUCCAAGUGGCUGAGUACCAUCCACAUCCUAACUACACCUGCAAAUGCAGUUAUGAUAUUAUGUUACUUAAGCUGAAGACCCCUGCUAAACUGAACAAGUAUGUGAAAACCAUCGAUCUACCUAAGAAAAAUGGCAAAAUCCCAGCCAACAUCAAUUGCACUGUUGCUGGCUGGGGCAGAACUGUAGGUAAAGCCCACAUGCCAGCAUCAGAUGUUCUGAAGGAGGCAAAAGUCAAGAUACAAUUCAACUUUGAGUGCAAGAAUAAAUGGGGCAUAUCCUUCUUGAGUGACCAAAUGAUAUGCACCCGAACUGACAAAAAGGAGGGGAUCUGCCAGGGUGACUCAGGCGGACCUCUUCUUUGCAACGGCAAGCCACAGGGACUUUCUGCUUUUACACGGGAAAAUGAUUGUAGUAACCCCAACUACCCACAAGCCUUUAUGAAAAUCUUUUACUUUAUUUCCUGGAUUAAAAAAGUGAUGGGCUGACUAGGCUAUGUUGCUU
Messenger RNA from Lampris incognitus (smalleye Pacific opah), 964 nucleotides. RefSeq names its product mast cell protease 1A-like. Gene Ontology annotation, molecular function: serine-type endopeptidase activity. The coding region runs from base 217 to 948 and encodes 243 amino acids. The record is from RefSeq and is a predicted model, not a curated record. The transcript has 5 exons. Lineage: Eukaryota; Metazoa; Chordata; Actinopteri; Lampriformes; Lampridae. Gene Ontology annotation, biological process: proteolysis.